This is a messenger RNA of Filobasidium floriforme, 863 nucleotides long. Its product is annotated as mitochondrial import inner membrane translocase subunit TIM22. Gene Ontology annotation, cellular component: TIM22 mitochondrial import inner membrane insertion complex. The transcript has 4 exons. Gene Ontology annotation, biological process: protein insertion into mitochondrial inner membrane. The record is from RefSeq and is a predicted model, not a curated record. Lineage: Eukaryota; Fungi; Basidiomycota; Tremellomycetes; Filobasidiales; Filobasidiaceae. Bases 69 to 611 code for a protein of 180 amino acids. Gene Ontology annotation, molecular function: transmembrane protein transporter activity.
UAUCGAUACAACCACCGACAACUCCCUGACCUUGUCUCCACGACUCGUCAGUUUAUCGCCACACCAUCAUGCAGAAACUUCUAGCACCCAUCUACCUCCCCGGUCAGGAACCUAUGCCGGCUGGCACCACACCGGAGGAGAGGGAAGAGAUGCAAAACGUACAACGGUGGCAGAAGUACGCGACGAUGGGGAUGGAGAGUUGUCCCGUCAAGGUCGGGAUGAGUGCAGGUGCUGGAUUCGCACUGGGAGGUUUCUUCUCCCUCAUGUCCGCCACUUUCGCAUACGAAGACCCCUUAUCCCGAGCCUCGGAAAAGCUCGUGGGGACCAAGGCGCAAACGAUGUUCAUCUUCAAGGAGAUGGGCAGGAACAUGUGGAGUUCAGGGAAAGGGUUCGCCAAAGUCGGAGCGCUCUAUUCGGGGUACGAGUGUUGUAUCGAGGGGUUCCGAGCGAAGAACGACAUUUACAACUCGGUAGCCGGAGGUUUCCUCGCCGGAGCGACCCUCUCCCGAUCAGGCGGGAUAAAAGCUGCGAUCGGAGGUGGGGCAGCGUUUGCGGCGUUCUCGGCCGUGAUCGACCUGUGGAUACGGAAGCAGCCUGCAGAGGAGGAUUAAAAGCAAGAGAGGAUCAUCCGAUUACGAACCCCCUGCCUUCCCAAGACAAACACCAUUCACGCCAUACGAUCAUUCGCAUUCGGGACCACCGCAUGCCAUUCCCCACCUUCUCCCUCGAAGACCGCCAUCUAGAUCGACUCUUUCCGGGAACCCGUUUUGCAUUCUUCAAAGUUGUAUCAUUCAUGUGUAACAUCACCGCAUCUCAUAUCCUAGAAGUCACGCAAUUCAUAUUAUCGAGGACGCGCUGCCUGG